Messenger RNA from Pyrgilauda ruficollis (rufous-necked snowfinch), 1010 nucleotides. RefSeq names its product neurexophilin 4 (gene NXPH4). The transcript has 2 exons. The record is from RefSeq and is a predicted model, not a curated record. Bases 1 to 825 code for a protein of 274 amino acids. NCBI's taxonomy places the organism in Eukaryota, Metazoa, Chordata, Aves, Passeriformes, Passeridae. Gene Ontology annotation, molecular function: signaling receptor binding.
AUGCUCCGCCGCCGCCUGCCCCUGCUCGGGCCCGGGCUGCUGCUGCUGCAGACGGUGUGCGCUGGCGGUCACAUCUCCAAGACCUUGGGCUACCUGGAGAUGGGCACCUCCGGCCUCCUCAAGGACGUCCCCUACGGCACCCUGAAGCCCCCGGUGCUCGACCCCGGGCGGCUGAUCCCGGCAGAGCCCCCCCGGGGCGCGGGGACACCGGCGGGCACCGGCCGCAGCCCCUGGGACUGGCAGAAGAACCAGACGGCCGGGGAGCUGCUGAGCCCCCGCUCCCACCGCAAGCCCACCCUCAAAUCCAGCCGCACCAAGAAGAUUUUCGGUUGGGGAGACUUCUACUUCAACAUCAAAACGCUCAAAUUCAGCCUCCUGGUGACGGGCAAGAUCGUCGACCACAUCAACGGCACCUUCAGCGUCUACUUCCGACACAACUCCUCCAGCCUGGGCAACGUCUCCGUCAGCAUCGUGCCUCCUUCCAAGGCGGUGGGCUUCGAGGUGCUGGUGCCCGGCCCCCCAGCACUGCCACGACCACCGCCCCCUCCCCAGCAGAGCACCCUGCCCGAGGGGCGCCCGGCCAAGGCGCUCAAUUGCCACGUGGAGUACGAGAAGACGAACCGGGCGCGGAAGAACAAACCGUGCCUCUACGACCCGUCCAAGGUGUGCUUCACGGAGCACACGCAGAGCCACGCGGCCUGGCUCUGCGCCAAGCCCUUCAAGGUCAUCUGCAUCUUCAUCUCCUUCCUCAGCAUCGACUACAAGCUGGUGCAGAAGGUCUGUCCCGACUACAACUUCCAGCACGACAAUCCCUACUUCGGCUGACGGCAGCGGGGAAGGGGGUGGGUGGGGGACGAGGGGGGGUUUUGGUGGCACUCGGGGUCCCCUGUCACCCCCACAGCAGUGUCCUCUUCAUCGCUCUCUGCUGGGUUGUGGGAUGGCCGGUGCUGGGGGUCCUGGAGCCCACCCAAUGCCAUCCCAUCACUGGGAUUGAGUUGGCUUGGGGAGUU